CCGGCGGGGGCAGCCCGGCCGCUGCCUACCGGGCCGCCCCACCUCCUCCGCAUCCUCCGCCUCCCCCCUGCGGCGGGAUUGCCUGUCACGGGGAGCCCGCGAAGUUUUACGGAUACGAUAACUUACAGAGACAGCCGAUUUUUACGACCCAGCAAGAGGCCGAGCUGGUACAAUAUCCUGACUGUAAAUCGUCCAGUGGUAAUAUUGGCGAGGACCCAGACCACUUAAAUCAGAGCGCGUCUCCUUCUCAAAUGUUUCCCUGGAUGAGACCACAAGCAGCUCCUGGUAGACGAAGAGGAAGACAAACCUACAGUCGCUUCCAAACCCUAGAGCUGGAAAAGGAAUUCCUUUUUAACCCUUAUCUGACCAGAAAGAGAAGAAUCGAGGUUUCCCACGCCCUAGCCCUCACCGAGAGACAGGUAAAAAUCUGGUUCCAGAACAGGAGGAUGAAAUGGAAAAAGGAGAACAACAAGGACAAAUUUCCCGUUUCCCGGCAGGAGGUGAAGGACGGGGAAGCCAAGAAGGAAGUUCAAGAGCUGGAGGAAGACAGAGCUGAAGGCCCUGCGAAUUAACUUCUAUCUUAAAAGUUUUACCACAGACAGUUAAAACUAAUGAUCUACAUAUGCUGGUGGACACCAUCUUUUUUUUUUUUUUUUUUUGGAAGGACCCUACCUGUGUUUCAAGCUACCUUAUGUCACUGCUCUUGAGGUUUCUAUGCUUUGAGAGGGAUUUGGGUGUUUAAAAAAAGUUUCUGGUAUGGCACAGAAGCAGUCUUUGCGCUGUCCCAUGAUAGGGUAAUUUGAUACUGACCUUGUAGCUAUAUUUUUAUAAUGGUAGUUUUUAAUGUCUGAGCUGGUGAUUUGCCUCAACAACGUAAACUUCCUAAUGAUUAGCACUAAAUAAUUGAAUAUAAAAUGCUUUAUUAAUCAAACAAGUGCACUUGAACAGUUUAAAUCUUUUCUUUAUGGUGAGUAAAUUAAAAGAAGUCUAUUAAUUUUUUUAAAAAAAUUAUGCCUGCAGAAUAUUUACUUUAUUAUUUGAUUAAAAUGUAUUAUUUAUGGUUUUUCUUUUAUCUUUUAUAAUGAAUGGUUUGGGUGUCUUUUGUUUACUCCUAAAGGGUUUCUUAUUUUGCAAAUGUCAUAUGUCAGGGAAAUGUCUGGGCCAAAUAUUCAAAAAGCACAUGUUAGCUGAGGAGUGUAAUGUAUAGUCCAGGCUCUGUAGCUUCCAUAAACUGCAAGAAAGUGUUGGGCCAGUGACAAGUUUCAGGACAAUGUCAAAGUUGACAUUUAAUCAUUGUAUAUUAUGGCAAUUAAAUAAUCUAGAGUGAAUAAUACUUGAAAAACCAAUUACAAGAUUUUCAGUUUUUACUUUAGCAAGUUGUCUUGCUUUCAUUUUGAAUCUCGCUUGUAAUCGCCUGAAAAUCGCUAGGUUUCUGCGCCAGGGUUGUCAUUGUGAUUUUUUGGUAGGUGCCAUAUUUAUUUGUAUUUCUGCGCUCUGUUCACUUGCUCUGUUCGCAUGUUCCUUUCAAGCCAACUUGCUGUGUGCAUUUCAGAUGUCGGUUGGUACGUCCUCUGCUCUUCUUCAGGAAAGAUACGGCCUCACAUAUUUGAAAUAAGCCCUGAGAGCAAACGCAGAAAUCUCCGAGUGUAAACAGCCGCUCCAGAACAUAACUAGCUCCUCAAUAAAGAACUGAAUCUCUUUCUAGA
Molecule: messenger RNA, 1706 nt
Organism: Chinchilla lanigera (long-tailed chinchilla)
Lineage: Eukaryota; Metazoa; Chordata; Mammalia; Rodentia; Chinchillidae
Gene: Hoxd8
Product: homeobox D8
Biological process (GO): regulation of transcription by RNA polymerase II
Cellular component (GO): nucleus
Molecular function (GO): RNA polymerase II transcription regulatory region sequence-specific DNA binding; DNA-binding transcription factor activity, RNA polymerase II-specific
Source: RefSeq, a predicted model, not a curated record